AUGGCGAAUCAAGUGCAGACUCAGGUCGAGGCCGGCGUCGUCAAGUUCGUGGCCGAAGGAGAAGACGAGAAAAAGAAGAACUGGCUCCCCACCUCGCUGGACAUCCUCGACAACAAGGCCCCAUCUCCACACGAGCUCACCUCGGCGCAGCUGGCGCAGGCCAAAGCGGCGGACAUCGACCACAUCCAAUGGACUAAAGUCUCUGCCUUCUGCCGCUCCGGCGUUGGCUCUGCCGGCGUGUUCUUCGUCAAGGUCCCGGAGGGCGUGGCGGUGGUCAAGGGCUGCGACUCCGUCGUAGAGGAGGUCUUUGCGGCGCUCCUCGCCGAGCGGGUGGGCAUCCGCGUGCCGCGCGUGCGGGUGUUGGAGUACACGAGCCGGGAGUGGCGCCAGGCCAAGUGGGCCAUCCGCUCCAAGGCCGAGGCUGCCGACCCCACCGGCGUCGACGCCCUCAAGGUCGAGAAGGAGCUCGACCGCCCCUUCAUCAUGGUGAUGGAGUUUGUGAAGGGGAAGGACCUGGAGCAGUUGGGUCCGCAGGCCAAGUCGCUGUUCGAGAGCCCCGACGGCCCGCGGCUCUUCCGCGAGAUGGGCCGCCUCGUGUGCCUCGACAUCGUCACCAACAACUGGGACCGACUUCCCAUCAUCUGGGACAACGACGGGAAUUUCCGCAACCUGUACCUGGAGCAGCGGGAGGGCAAGGACCACCACCGGACCAAGUGGAGCGUGGUGGGCAUCGACCAGGGCAUCACCGCGGUCAAGCGCGAGGUGCACCCGGAGGGCCACGACAAGUACAUGAGCCGCGUCGAGUCGCUCGUCGUGCACAUCGCCACCAGGCCGGGUGAGGAGGCGGAGGAGCUGCAGCGAUUCAGGGACUGCAUUCGCACCGAGCUGGCGAUCGAUCUGCGCCCCUCCGAUUCGCUUGAGAUUCAAGCCGGCAUUCUGGAGACGGUGAAGGAGUUCGCCAAGCUCGAGGAGAAGGACCUCGUGGAGAUGAAGCACAAGGUGGAGCACAUGAUCCGCACCGACUGGGCCGACGUGUGGGCCAAGGGCCUCGAGAGCAUCCACAUCCCCAUGCUCAUGGACGUCAUCGACAUCUACAAGCGCGCCCUCUCCCUCCCGCCCCAACCCGCCGCCACCAAAUAA
Acanthamoeba castellanii str. Neff is the source of this 1140-nucleotide messenger RNA. RefSeq names its product actinfragmin kinase. The record is from RefSeq and is a predicted model, not a curated record. NCBI's taxonomy places the organism in Eukaryota, Discosea, Longamoebia, Acanthamoebidae. The transcript has 8 exons. Bases 1 to 1140 code for a protein of 379 amino acids.